GAGGUGUGAGGGGGGAGGACGGCGUGGCUGGACAUGCGCUCUUCUGCGGAACUGGGUAGGCGCGCUGGGAGAAGAUGGCGGCGGCGGGGGAAGCGGCAUGAGCGGCCUCACUCAUUGAAAGUGUCCAGCAUGGCCUCCCCGGGCGCGCAGUACGUUUUUGGGGAGUUCACGGAUGAUGAGUUCCGGCAGUUCUUCACCAGCUCUCGCUGCACGGUAGAGGUCCUGAAAGAAGAAGAAAGAGGAGGAUGCCGGCAGCGCGGACAAGUGGAAAAGUUGCCUCCUUUUAAUGAAACCAUUUUAUGUGGCCCCCAAACUUCAUGUGAUCUUCCUCAUGAUGGUGAUGAAUAUCAGAGAAUCGAGUUUGGGGUCAGUGAAGUGAUCGACCCAGAUGCUGCCCAAUUCGGUAACUCUGGCUACAGUAUUUCCAGCACCUUAAAUCCACAGGCUCCGGAGUUCAUCCUCUCCUGCAGCCCGACCCAGAAAACUCCUGACAUCCUUCUUACAAACGACUUAAACGAUGACGACGGUCAAGACCAUGAAACUAUUGUCCCAGAUGGCAGCGCAGACAAUGAUGCGACAUGCCGGCAGAAAGAGAGGAAGAAGAAGAAAAAACGGCCCCCGGGGUAUUACAGUUACUUAGAAGGUGUUGAUGGUGGCGGCGCUCCUGAAGAGACCCUUGUGAAUGGGCACGCCACCUCAGGACUUGACAGUAUAAGCACAGACGAGCCUGAGCUUGCAGAAGAUGUUCGGGCAUCUUCAGCCUCUCCUAGGAGUUGUUACAGCCCAGAGAUCUCUGUGGACUUCAGCAACGAGGCUGUCGAUGAGGGCAGCACUUCUGUACCUAAUGCACUAGAUAAUGGCAGGACUGCUGGCCAGCCUGAGGAUGCUCAUCGUCAGACAAUGGGCGGGAGAGGCCCACUAAGGACAGCUGAGGAGCAGCCACUGGCUGUCUCUGAUACUACUGAAACUGGGGUAACCAAUGGACAGACACUUGAAGCCACAGAAGACACUGCCGCCUCUAAUGUGGAUUUACAUCCUGAGGCCGAGCAAAUAAAGCCAGAGGAUACGUCCUGGUCUCAGGCUGUGAACAGGCUUCUAUUGGCCCCCGGCAAUCCACCAGCUAAGUCCUGGGCUAGUCUCUUUCAUAGUUCCAAGCCCUCCAACCCCACUUGUGCUUAUGUUGAAACUAAACCUGACCCCCCUCCUGCUGACCCUCCGGCCCUGAGAAACAGGUUGACUAAAGAGAGCCCCGUUCCUGUGACAGAGGACGCUGUAGCCAUAAAGAUUGCAGAGCUCCUGGACGGGGUCAAGCUCAUCCAUAAACCGGUGUCGUUACAGCCACGUGGACUCAUCAACAAAGGAAACUGGUGCUAUAUCAACGCUACCCUACAAGCUCUGGUGGCCUGUCCGCCCCUGUAUCACCUAAUGAAGUGCAUUCCAGUGUACACCAAACUCCAGAGGCCGUGUACAUCCACUCCAAUGAUCGACAGCUUUGUUCGCCUGAUGAACGAAUUCUCUAACAUGCCGGUUAUUCCUAAGGCCAAGCAAGCUGCGGCUGGUGAAAAGGUUGUUCGCGACCUUCGCCCCGGGACCCGUUUGAACCCAACGUUCAUCUACCAGUUGCUGACUGUCUCCAAAUCAACCCUUUCAGAUAAGGGGCGGCAGGAGGACGCGGAGGAGUACUUGGGCUUCGUGCUGAAUGGAUUACAUGAAGAAAUGUUGUGUCUGAAGAGGCUCCUGUACCCGCAGAGCGACAUUUUGAGCUUUGUGGAUGAAGAGAACAGUUCUAUAAGCUGCAGAGUCCUGGGGCCGCAGUGGGCAGAAAUAUCAAAUGGACCUGAUACUCAGCCAGCAAAUGACGAAGGCGACUCAUACCAGCAUGGAGGCCAAGCGGAAGGGAGCGACGAGGAGUGGGAGCAGGUGGGACCCAGAAACAAGUCGUCCAUCACUCGGCAGGCAGACUUUGUGCAGACUCCUAUUACGGACAUCUUCGGAGGACACAUGAGGUAG
Bufo bufo (common toad) is the source of this 2010-nucleotide messenger RNA. RefSeq names its product ubiquitin specific peptidase 10 (gene USP10). Gene Ontology annotation, molecular function: cysteine-type endopeptidase activity; cysteine-type deubiquitinase activity. Gene Ontology annotation, biological process: protein deubiquitination; regulation of autophagy; DNA damage response, signal transduction by p53 class mediator. Lineage: Eukaryota; Metazoa; Chordata; Amphibia; Anura; Bufonidae. Gene Ontology annotation, cellular component: early endosome; nucleus; cytosol. The record is from RefSeq and is a predicted model, not a curated record.